UGCAGGACACGAUUCACCAGCUGGAAAACGAGCUCAGAGGAACGAAGUGGGAAAUGGCACGUCACUUGAGGGAAUACCAGGACCUCCUCAAUGUCAAGAUGGCCCUGGACAUUGAAAUUGCUGCAUACAGGAAGCUACUGGAGGGUGAAGAGACAAGAUUCAGUGCCUUCUCUGGAAGCAUUACCGGUCCCAUAUUCACACACAGACAACCAUCUGUCACAAUAGCAUCCACCAAAAUCCAGAAAACAAAAAUUGAACCGCCAAAGCUGAAGGUCCAGCACAAGUUUGUAGAAGAAAUCAUCGAAGAGACGAAGGUGGAGGAUGAGAAGUCUGAAAUGGAAGAUGCCCUGGCAGCCAUGGCAGAAGAAAUGGCAGCCAAGGCACAGCAGGAAGAGCAGGAGGAAGAAAAGGCAGAAGAAGCAGCUGCAGAGGAAGAGGCUGCUUCUGAGAAAGCAGCUGAGGAAGAAGAGAAGGAGGAAGAGGAAGCAGAGGAGGAAGAAGAAGCUGCGAAAUCUGACGCAGCGGAAGAAGGUGGCUCCGAAAAAGAAGAAAUCGAGGAAAAGGAAGAAGGGGAGGAGGCCGAGGAAGAGGAGGAAGAAGCUGAGGCCAAGGGCAAGGCCGAAGAGGUGGCAGCAAAGGCAGAGAAGGUCAAAACACCUCCCUCAAAGUCACCCCCUAAAUCCCCCCCUAAAUCCCCCGUAACAGAGCCGGCCAAGGCCGCCCCGAAGGAAAAACCCGCGGAAGCGGCGAAGGAAGCGAAGGUGGAGAAAGCUGAGAAAGCAGCCAAAGAGGAGGAGAAAGCAGCAUCCCCUGAGAAACCUGCCACCCCAAAGGUAACCUCCCCAGAGAAACCUGCCACCCCUGAGAAAGCUGCCACCCCGGAGAAGGCGGAGAAGGGGGUGGCCCUGGAGAAGCUGACGCCGGAGAAGUUGCGCUCCCCCGAGAAGGCGGCGAGCCCGGAGAAGCCCCGCACGCCCGAAAAGCCUGUGAGCCCCGAGAAACCCCGCUCCCCAGAGAAACCCCACUCCCCAGAGAAACCCCACACCCCAGAGAAAGCCCCCUCCCCAGUCAAGGAUGCCAAGGCUGUGGUGGAGGAGAGCAUCACCAUCACAAAGGUCACGAAAGUCAGCGCCGAGGCCGAGAAGGAGUCCAGGAAAGAGGACAUCGCGGUCAACGGGGAGGUGGAGGACAAGAAGGAAGAGGAGUCCAAGGAGAAGGAGGAGGAGGACAAGGGGGUCGUCACCAACGGCCUGGACGUGAGUCCCAUCGAGGACAAGGGGGAGAAGGUCGUGGUGACCAAAAAGGUGGAGAAGAUCACGGGGGAAGGAGGGGACGGCGGGCCCACCUUCGUCACCAAGUCGGUGACCGUCACCCAGAAGGUGGAGGAGCACGAGGAGAGCUUCGAGGAGAAACUGGUGUCCACCAAGAAGGUGGAGAAAGUCACCUCACAUGCCGUAGUAAAAGAGAUCAAAGAGACCGAAUAAAACAAAAAAACGA
Molecule: messenger RNA, 1497 nt
Organism: Manacus vitellinus (golden-collared manakin)
Lineage: Eukaryota; Metazoa; Chordata; Aves; Passeriformes; Pipridae
Gene: NEFM
Product: neurofilament medium
Exons: 2
Coding region: 54-1484 (476 amino acids)
Biological process (GO): axon development
Cellular component (GO): neurofilament; axon
Molecular function (GO): structural constituent of postsynaptic intermediate filament cytoskeleton
Source: RefSeq, a predicted model, not a curated record